Mya arenaria is the source of this 3067-nucleotide messenger RNA. Its product is annotated as maltase 2-like. Lineage: Eukaryota; Metazoa; Mollusca; Bivalvia; Myida; Myidae. The record is from RefSeq and is a predicted model, not a curated record. Gene Ontology annotation, biological process: carbohydrate metabolic process. The transcript is spliced from 9 exons. Bases 149 to 2041 code for a protein of 630 amino acids.
GAGAAACUCUUGCGUUAGCAGAAACUUGUUUUAGCUGGAGUAGAAGGACAUAGUUGCCUGUGUCAACAAACAAAUUACAAUACUGCUUAAGCGUUAAUAAAAAGAAAAAUUGUUAGAUAAGGAUUGUGGAUGAAAUAAAGUAGUGAAAAUGGCGAAUGAAAAUUCAAAUAAUCCUGAGGUUGAUCAGGACAAGUUUGAUGAAACAGCGAUGGAUGAAAAUAUGGACGACUCGAAGAUGAAAUUCUUGAACGCCAAUGGCGACGACCCACAUGUUAAAGUUGAGAUCAGUUCCAGCUCAGAUGGCGACGGUUCUUUUACGGGUCUGGGUAAGGAGGAGUUAAUGAAGUAUGCCACCGAUCCAUUCUGGGUUCGCACCAGAAAGAUCCUUUUUGGCUUGUUUUGGAUCGGUUGGGUUGGAAUGUUGGUUGCAGCUAUCCUCAUCAUUGUUUUUGCGCCGAAAUGCCCUGAACGCCCCGACCUGAAGUGGUUCCAGAAGGAUGUCAUCUAUCAGAUCCAGCCAAAGUCAUUUAAGGACACGACUAAGGACCCUACUAGUGUUGGUGCUGGUGUCGGAGACCUUCAAGGAAUCCUUGAAAAGGUUCCUUACCUUGAAGACCUAGGAGCCAACACCAUGUGGAUCAACUCGAUCUUCAAAUCCGGUGGAUUGUACGACGGAAACGAUGUUGAGGACCACAAGGCUGUUGACGAAAUCUUUGGUGGCAUGGCAGCGUUUGAUCUGCUAAGAAAAGAAACAAAGAAGAAGGGUAUGAAAAUGAUCCUGGACUUCAUUCCAAAUCACACUGGAAAGAAGCAUGAAUGGUUUGUAAAGAGCGAAGCAAAGGAUGCCGAUUAUGCAGACUUCUACAUCUGGGCAGAUGGAGAUUCUUCCACACCACCAAACAACUGGAAAACGACAUACGGAGAGCCUGCUUGGACCUACUCAGCUGACAGAAAACAAUGGUAUUACCACUCUUAUAUGCCAGAAUAUCCUGACCUCAACCUGCGAAAUGAUGAAGUCAUUGGUCAACUAGAUGGCAUCAUGAGGUUUUGGCUGGAGAAGGGAAUUGAUGGCUUCGCAAUCCAAGGACUGCAGCGCUUGGUGGAGGGAAAUGACACAUCCGCAAUAGAAUUUGAAACAGGAGAACAAACCAACGAUCAGCCUGAAAACCUGAAGCUUGUCUCUCGAUGGAGAGGAAUUGUUGACUCUUUCUCAGACAAGCCAGGCCGGGAAAGGGCACUGAUUGGCUCUGUGGCUGGAAAUGCUAACUUGACUGCAGAGUAUGCACAAGCCGGGAUGCAUGUUGUUACGUCACAAGCCCUGGUUGGUUUGAAUCCUGCUGUAUGUAAUCAGGCCUGUUUCAAGGAAACGUUAGAAAAAUCAACAGGAGCAUCAGGCUGGAAGGGAUGGAUGGUUGAUAAUGAGAACAGUGGACGAUUUGCCAGCCUCCUCGACUCCACACAACAGAUGGCAAUGCAGGUACUUCACCUAUUGCUGCCCGGAACACCAAUCAUCUACUACGGAGAUGAGAUAGGCAUGAAGAACGGACAGGUCUCCAGUGCCACGGUGAAGGAUCCAUUGAAUGCGUUCAUUACUGGACGGGAUGCUUAUCGUACUCCCAUGCUUUGGAAGAACAUGCCCAAUGCUGGCUUCUGUGCUGCGGACAUCACACCCUGGCUGCCUAUUGGUGAUUUUGAAUCUGAAACUGUUGAGUACAAUCACGCCCAUCUUCAGGGUUACAACAUAUUCAAAUCCUUCAAUGAUCUAACAGUACUUCGUAAAAAUGAGGCAUUCCAGUUCGGAUCCAUUGAAAUUGGCCUGCUGAACGACCAAAUACUCUACUUCACCCGUAAAGCAAAGGGAUUCCCAAGCUACCUGGUCGUCAUCAACAAGGGUGCCAGGACGGUCGGCUUUUCCGAUGUAGCAGACAGUAUGACCCUGGUCUAUGACUCUGCAGGCGUUGACAGAGUGGGCGAGACAUUUAACCUGAAGGAAGCCCCAAUUGCUUUUGCAAAUGGGGAGAUAUAUGUUUUCCAGUUUUAAAAAAUCUUUAUUUAUUGUGUGCUACUUUAGGUCCUUUUUUGAAGGCAGUUUGGAGAUAAGCACUUUAGAAGAAUGAAUUGAAAGUGUCUAAAAAAUAUUUGAUGUGAAAUAUGUGAUUUUUAUUAUUUCACUUUAUACAAUGAAAUGAACAUUAAAUUGAGUUAAAGAGAUAAUCAGUUCGGAUUGAAUGUUUUUAAAAGAGAGCGUUGACAUGCCUAGAAAAAGACCUAACUAAAUUUGUUGAACCUACAUGUACAUGCAUUCAGUUAUUGACUGUCCAAAGCAGUAUAUUAUACAAGCCUAUUUUAUGUGUUUUGUCUAAACUAGCUUAAUGUUUGAUAAUUAUAUGAAAUGGAUAAAAUGAAUGGUUUAAGAAUGGACAAAACCUACACACUGAGGACGUUAAUUCUGGUUUAAAGUGGAACAUCCUUUAAUACAGUAAGUCAAUAUGGCUCAUUUUUACUGCUAAAACAAUACAUUGUAUUUUAAGAUUUAGGAUAUCUAACAUUUGCGUGACUGUAUACAUUCUAAAGAAACAUAGCAUGGAACAGACAAAGAAAAUACUAAUGUUUUUUUGAGCUUGAAAUGUUAGAUAUUUGGAUAUGAGCCCAAGAUAACAAUGUUGGCAGUCUGCCUUGUUGAUGAGAUUGUGUGGAACAUCUAUUCAUUUGUAUGACAUGUAUGUAGGUUAAACAGAUUUUACAACAGAUAACCUUGGUCUACUGAUGACCUGAAAUUGCAGAAUACAAUGUUGACAGAUGUAUUUGAAACCAUGUACAUUUCAUCUAUUGUCAUAGAUACAUUGUAUACUCAAUUAUCUCGGUCAUCAGAACACUCGACUCUUUAAUUCUUUUUACUUCCAGAAAAAUGCUUAGCCCGAUGAAUAUUUUCUUUCUAUAGAAAAAAGUAUAAAAUGUUGAAGUUAAAUGAAAUUUUACGAGUUUCUUUUUCGGCAAACCUGUAUUUAAGCUUUCUUAUAAUUGUUCCUCUUCUUGUUGAAACUCGAAUAAAUUAACUGAUGUCAAA